AUGGUUAAGUUCAGCGGCCCUCUGCGGGAAAAGCUUUUCCGUAAGGCAGCGACGCGGGGUGACGCCCUGACCCUGGCGGAGGUGCGCGCCGUCGCGCGUGCUCACAAGGACGCCGGUGACCUGGCAGAGCAAAUGGCAGGCGGCGGAACGAGCCCGGCCGACAGCGGAGCUCGGGCGGAGGAAGCGCUGCCGAUGCAGGCACUGCGGCAGCGGCCGGCGUCGGGCCGACAGCCACCGCCGGGCCAGUGCUACCGCUGCGGGGAGGCAGGCCACUGGCGGCGAGACUGCCAAGUCGGGCAGCGGGGACCCCGCCUGUCCGAUCGGGACCGGCAGCGGAGCGGCCCAGCUGGACCGCGGGGGCCCCAGGCGGCCCGGCAGGACAGCAGCGGAAGGAGCAGCGGGGAUCGCCGACUGGCCGGACGAGGCACUACGGCGUCGGACAACGAGCCGCCGAUCCGGCGCUGUUUCAAGUGCGGCGACCCCGGCCAUCUCAAGAGAAACUGCCCGCUGCGGGGACAGGUGGCAUCCGUGGAGGAGGACGUCGUGUUGACAGUGGCACCGGCACAGUUGCGGCAGCGGGACCGGUUGCCGCUGGUGACGGUGUCAGUUAGCGGGAAGCUGCUACCGAUGCUGGUUAUACUGGAUCACCGGUAUCGAUCAUGA
Messenger RNA from Pollicipes pollicipes, 663 nucleotides. RefSeq names its product cold shock protein 1-like. Gene Ontology annotation, molecular function: zinc ion binding; nucleic acid binding. The transcript is spliced from 2 exons. NCBI's taxonomy places the organism in Eukaryota, Metazoa, Arthropoda, Thecostraca, Pollicipedomorpha, Pollicipedidae. The record is from RefSeq and is a predicted model, not a curated record. The coding region runs from base 1 to 663 and encodes 220 amino acids.